AUGGUGACAGGCUUCUCUGUUGUGAAUAGUCCUCGUGGGGGCCAUACCAAGCUCCUGGCCUCACCCCAUCCCUUGGACAAUGCUAACUUGCUAUCGAAAGCCAUCUUUGGGUGGGCCAACGCCCUCCUUCGGGAUGGCAACCAACGCCAACUCGGCCCCGACGACAUGUGGCGCCUCCAGGACUCCAACAAGGUCGCCACCUUGGCCUCCAACUACAUCUCAGUGUACGCGACCCACGGCAAGAGCCUCCUCCGAACCUUCUUCACCAUCUACUGGGUCAAGCUCAUUGUCAUUGCUGUCCUGCAGCUCUUCACGACGGCCUGUGAUCUCUACGGACCCGCGUACGUCCUCCAGAAAGUGGUGCGGGCAGUGCAACAGCCAGUGUUCGACCCCACCGCCACGUCACUGCUAGUUUUGUCGCUGUAUGGCAUCCAAGUCGUGAGUGCGUUCGUGAAGGCGCACAUGAAGUUCAUGAACGAUGUGAUUGGCUUUCAGUUCGGGUCCAGUCUGCGCUCAAUGCUUUUUCAGAAAGCCCUCAAGCUGAGCGCCAAGUCCAAGAAGGAAAAGACUGCGGGGGACAUUGCCAACUUGUUCUCCUCCGACGUGGACAGUGUCAUGGAGUUUGCCGUGAGCAUGAACCUCCUUUGGAUCGUACCUGUGCAAAUUGGCGCCGUGUUGUACCUGUUGUAUGUGCUCGUGGAGUGGGCCGUCUUUCUGGGUCUCGCGGUUGUGUUUGUGAUCCUUGUCAUUAACGGCGUAAUGGCCAUCAUGAUGGGCAAAGAGUACGAUAUCAUAUUCGAAGCCAAGGACAACCGCAUGAAAGUCGUCAACGAAGUGUUUGGAGCGAUCCAAAUCGUGAAAUUCAACGCGUGGGAGGAAAAGUUCCUCGACAAACUCAUCGAGUUGCGUCUCGCCGAACCACCUCACUGUCAACAUCAUUUUGCAAUUGCCUCCCUAGCCAUCAUGGAUUCUGACAGCAUGGUGACAGGCUUCUCUGUUGUGAAUAGUCCUCGUGGGGGCCAUACCAAGCUCCUGGCCUCACCCCAUCCCUUGGACAAUGCUAACUUGCUAUCGAAAGCCAUCUUUGGGUGGGCCAACGCCCUCCUUCGGGAUGGCAACCAACGCCAACUCGGCCCCGACGACAUGUGGCGCCUCCAGGACUCCAACAAGGUCGCCACCUUGGCCUCCAACUACAUCUCAGUGUACGCGACCCACGGCAAGAGCCUCCUCCGAACCUUCUUCACCAUCUACUGGGUCAAGCUCAUUGUCAUUGCUGUCCUGCAGCUCUUCACGACGGCCUGUGAUCUCUACGGACCCGCGUACGUCCUCCAGAAAGUGGUGCGGGCAGUGCAACAGCCAGUGUUCGACCCCACCGCCACGUCACUGCUAGUUUUGUCGCUGUAUGGCAUCCAAGUCGUGAGUGCGUUCGUGAAGGCGCACAUGAAGUUCAUGAACGAUGUGAUUGGCUUUCAGUUCGGGUCCAGUCUGCGCUCAAUGCUUUUUCAGAAAGCCCUCAAGCUGAGCGCCAAGUCCAAGAAGGAAAAGACUGCGGGGGACAUUGCCAACUUGUUCUCCUCCGACGUGGACAGUGUCAUGGAGUUUGCCGUGAGCAUGAACCUCCUUUGGAUCGUACCUGUGCAAAUUGGCGCCGUGUUGUACCUGUUGUAUGUGCUCGUGGAGUGGGCCGUCUUUCUGGGUCUCGCGGUUGUGUUUGUGAUCCUUGUCAUUAACGGCGUAAUGGCCAUCAUGAUGGGCAAAGAGUACGAUAUCAUAUUCGAAGCCAAGGACAACCGCAUGAAAGUCGUCAACGAAGUGUUUGGAGCGAUCCAAAUCGUGAAAUUCAACGCGUGGGAGGAAAAGUUCCUCGACAAACUCAUCGAGUUGCGUCUCGCCGAAGUCGUGUCCAUUUGGAAGUACAUGCGGUACUACUUGGUGCUCAUGAUGUUCAUGUUCACCACCCCCGUCUUGGUCACGAUCACCAUCUUUGCCACGUUUACGCUGUGGAUGCAGCUGUCGCUGACCGUCGAGAUUAUGUUUUCGACGUUGGCGUUGUUUAAGUCCCUCCAAGAUGCCAUGUUUGGUCUACCUCUGGUUAUCAUGACCACUGCGCAGUGCUUUGUGUCGGUGAAGCGCAUCAAUGCUGUGCUGCUCAUGGACGAAUUCGACCCGUCGAACGUCCAGACGCCGGCCUGUAACGCCGCACUCAAGGCCAAGUACGGCUUAGAUCGCACGUUUGGCUGGCAUACGCCGUCAGACAACACGGACAGCGCCAGUAAAUCCAACAAGAAUGUAGCAGAAUCCAGCGCCGGUGAAGACAACGCUGCGACAGUCCUGUUUGCCGACGUCAACUUGACGAUCCAGCAGGGCCAGUUUGUGGUUCUCCAUGGCGCCGUGGGCCAGGGCAAGUCAUCCCUAUGUGCGGCCCUACUCGGAGAGAUGCGCAAGCUGGCCGGAACCGUGUUUGUGGGGGGCGACGUCGCGUACUUUGCGCAGCAGUCGUGGAUUCAGAACGCCACCGUUCGAGACAACAUCCUCUUUGGAAAGCCCUUCGACGCAGCCAAGUACGCGAGCGUCGUGGAAGCGUGUGCGUUGACCACGGACAUUGCGGCGUUGCCUGCGGGGGACCGCACGGAAAUCGGACAGAUAGGCAUCAACUUGUCGGGGGGGCAGAAGGCGCGCAUGAGUCUGGCUCGUGCGUGCUACAGCGACGCCGACAUCUUUGUGCUGGACUCGCCACUGUCGGCCGUGGAUGCCAUCGUGCAGAACGAGAUCUUCACCAAGUGCUUCCUCGGUCUGCUUCGGUACAAGACGAUCCUCUUGGUCACACACAGCCUCGAGAUUAUCCAGUCCCCCCACGUCCAUCGCACAUUCCUCGUCCAAGACGGCACCGUCACCGAGUCCACGCCCACUCACAAGCGCGCCAACUCGUCCAAGCUAAUUUCGUCUGUCGCCCCCUUGCGCCCCCCGACGGCCUACUGGGCGGUGGACAGCCAGGACAUCGUCGAUGACUUGGUCGUCACGCCGCCGCGAUAUGAAGACCACAAAACCCUGAAGUCCGAAGAGCACGAAACGGGAACCCUGGUGGUGGAAGAAGGGCGCGCCGCAGGUCGCGUGUCCAAGGCCGUCGUGAUCGAGUACAUCGGGGCGAUUGGAGGCUGGUGGUCCAUGAUCGUCAUGGUGUUGCUGAUGCUGGCGGUUGAAGCCAUCAAGGUCGGUAGUGACAUAUGGCUGUCCCACUGGUCCAACCAAAGCAAGACGCUAUCUCCGGCCGACUUUCGAGCCAACACGAACCACAACAUCCUGAUCUACGGCAUCCUCAUCUCGUCCGUGCUCGUGUAUGCCUUGCGCGGCGCCAAGAAGCUGUUCUCGGAAAUGCUGCACAGUAUUCUGGAAGCCCCCAUGCUAUUCUUUGACGCAAACCCCAUUGGUCGCGUGCUCAACCGCUUCGGCGACGACGUCCUUCAAGUGGACAUGUUCAUUCCGUUUGCUUUUGCACCGAUCCUUAUCCGAAUUGCCUCCAUCGGCUCCAAGAUCGUCACGACCAUCGCCAUCACGCAGUGGAUGGGACUGCUAGUGCUGCCACUCAUGGCUGUGUACGGCUUCUUGGGGUCGUACUUCUUGGCGCCGUUGCGGGAAGUGAAUCGCAUCGAAAAGACGAUGCAGUCGCCGCUGUUGUGUUUGGUCAGCGAAGGCGUCGACGGCUCCACGACCAUCCGAGCGUUUGGUCCAAAGUACCUCCGUCGCUUCAACCGCAUCCACGACGACCUCCUCGAAGUAUUUGUGGGCGCGGGGUUCGUGGCCGCGGUGUCCAACCAGUGGUUUGCUCUGCGAGUGGAGCUGAUCAGUUGCACGAUCGUAUUUGCCCUCUUGAUGGGUGUCGUGGUCAUGCACGAUGCCAUCAGCGCCGGCCUGAUCGCCCUCGUGAUUACGUACGGAUUGGGCAUUCCUGCCAACUUGGCUGGGCUGGUCAACGUCUGGGCGCGGAUGGAGACGGCGCUGAUCGCCCCCGAUCGAUUGUACGAGUACAUCCAACUGACCAAGGAAGGCGAGCGACACACGCCGUUGGACGCCGCGUCGACGUCGUGGCCGACCCACAGACAGGUGCAGUUUGACCAAGUGAGCUACCGCUAUAAGCCCACGGCCCCCCUCGUGCUGCAAGACGUGAGUUUCACAGUCAAAGGGGGCGAAAAGGUGGGCGUCGUCGGGCGCACGGGCGCGGGCAAGUCGAGCUUGAUGAUGUCGCUGUUCCGCAUGAACGACCUCGCAGCGGGCCACAUUCGCAUCGACGGACUCGAUAUUGCCGACAUGGGCCUGCACAACCUGCGCAGCCACCUGGCCAUCAUUCCCCAGAACCCCGUCCUAUUCAAAGGCACUCUGCGCAACUACUUGGACCCGUUCGUCGAGUACGACGACGACCAGCUGUGGAUCGCUCUGACCAAGGUGCAGCUGGCCGACCGCAUCGGCGCCGACCCCGACAUGCUGCUGGGACCUGUGGAAGAGAACGGAGAGAACUUUAGCGUGGGCGAGCGCCAGAUGCUGUGCAUUCCUCGGGCCCUCUUGCGCCAGGCCACGAUCGUCAUCCUGGACGAAGCCACGGCGGCCAUCGAUCACGACACCGAUCAGCACCUGCAGCAGGUCGUGCGCUCCGAGUUUGCGACGUCCACGGUGCUUACUAUCGCCCAUCGUCUGGACACGGUGCUGGACUGCGACCGCAUCCUCGUGUUUGACCAAGGGCGAUUGGUCCAGAACGACACACCCGCGGCGCUUGUCAACGCAGGCACAGGCAUCUUCUUUGACCUCGUCACCGAAGGCGGGUAUUCGUUGGAGAAGCAGCUCUAA
Molecule: messenger RNA, 4839 nt
Organism: Aphanomyces astaci
Lineage: Eukaryota; Oomycota; Saprolegniomycetes; Saprolegniales; Verrucalvaceae
Exons: 4
Coding region: 1-4839 (1612 amino acids)
Biological process (GO): transmembrane transport
Cellular component (GO): membrane
Molecular function (GO): ATP hydrolysis activity; ATP binding; ABC-type transporter activity
Source: RefSeq, a predicted model, not a curated record